Messenger RNA from Odontomachus brunneus, 1224 nucleotides. RefSeq lists its product as uncharacterized. Gene Ontology annotation, biological process: sensory perception of smell; detection of chemical stimulus involved in sensory perception of smell. The coding region runs from base 1 to 1224 and encodes 407 amino acids. Gene Ontology annotation, cellular component: plasma membrane. NCBI's taxonomy places the organism in Eukaryota, Metazoa, Arthropoda, Insecta, Hymenoptera, Formicidae. The record is from RefSeq and is a predicted model, not a curated record. Gene Ontology annotation, molecular function: olfactory receptor activity; odorant binding. The transcript is spliced from 5 exons.
AUGACUCGUUCGUUGCGCAAAUCUCCGUUGAAGAAAAAUCUCUACAAGCAGUACAGUGACUAUAGUCUUCAGUUGAAUCGCUGGUUCCUAAAGCCAAUCGGCAUCUGGCCCACCUCGACUAGGAAGGAAAAGAUGCUAUCGCGCGGUAUCCAAUUCACCUGUUAUUCACUGAUAACCUUUGUAGUAGUACCUUCCGUAUUGUAUAUCUUCUUCGAGGAUGAAGAUGUCGACAUCCGCGUGAAGGCCAUCGGACCUGUUAGCCAUUGGUUUAUGGGCGCGAUGAAUUACCUGUCACUGUUGCUGCGUGGCGAUGAGAUACGUCGGUGUAUUGAACACAUGGAGCUCGACUGGCAGCUAGUGAACAGAGUGAAGGAUCGAGAGGUGAUGUUAAGGAACGCUAAGUUCGGCCGCUUCAUCGCCGGUUUCUGCGCCGUCUUCAUGCACUGCGGUGUGUUCUCGUACAGCAUGAUGAAGAGCAUGUCGCUGCUGGUCAUUGUGAUUGGCAAUCAAACCAUUAUGAUACCUCGAUUACCGUGUCCAUUCUACAGUAACUUCCUCGACACGACGGUCACUUUGACAAAUCAGAUCGUGCUCAUGAUACAGUUCUUAUCGGGCUUCAUAGUCAAUUCGGUCACGGUAGGCGCGUGCAGCCUGGCUGCGGUUUUUGCGAUGCACGCCUGCGGACAAUUCAGUGUGUUAUUUCUGUGGUUGAACGAGUUAGUCGGCGACGAUACGGAGGAAAAAGACAAAUUGGUCAAGUAUAAACUGGCUAAUAUCGUGCAGCAUCAUUUGCGUGUACUAAGUUUUGUAUCUUGCAUUGAACAAGUCAUGUAUCAGAUAUGUCUUGUUCAAUUGGUCGGCUGCACGCUUGACAUGUGUAUGAUUGGCUAUUAUUCCCUCACGGAAUGGGAUACAGAAGAUACCAAAAACCUAGUAACAUACGGAAUUUUAUUCGUGUCGGUGACAUUUAACAUUUUCAUAUUUUGCUACAUCGGUGAACUUCUCAGUGAACAGUGUAACAAAGUCGGCGAAACGGCCUAUUUAAUUGAAUGGUACCGUUUACCUCAGAAGACUGCUCUUAGUCUGGUUUUAAUCAUUUCAAGAUCUAGCGCUGUAAUUAAGAUGACUGCUGGAAAACUGAUUGAAUUAUCAUUAGCGACGUUUGGAGACGUAAUUAAAACAUCCCUUGCGUAUUUAAAUAUGCUUCGCACUAUUUCUCUGUAA